Messenger RNA from Rhipicephalus sanguineus (brown dog tick), 4391 nucleotides. It is a transcript of the gene Tmem18, whose product is annotated as transmembrane protein 18. Gene Ontology annotation, cellular component: nuclear membrane. Lineage: Eukaryota; Metazoa; Arthropoda; Arachnida; Ixodida; Ixodidae. The record is from RefSeq and is a predicted model, not a curated record. The coding region runs from base 161 to 628 and encodes 155 amino acids. The transcript is spliced from 4 exons.
UCCUCGUGCGGCGGUGAGUGAGAGAAGGGUGAAAGUUACGACGAGUGGUUUCGCCGUCGGUGUGGUUAUUCUGCGGGGGUUGUUGUUGCUGUUGCGGUGUUGGAAGCUGCAAUCUGUGUGCGUGUGACAUGUGAUAAACCAUUUGCCAAGCAACACCUGCAUGGCCCGUGUAGAAAGGUUCUCAGACACGAUGGUCUCUCCCGGCGACACCCUCAACAUCGGCAGUGUUCUUUUCCAAGUGGACUGGACAGAACCAUGGCUGAUGGGCCUCGUCACCUUCCACAUUGUGACGCUCAGCCUGACGCUGCUCACUCGAGACCGGGGCAAUGUGCAGGCAGGCUUGUUUGUGAUGGCAUUGCUGCUGGUGUACUUCUCGGAGGCGCUCAACGAGCUAGCUGCACGGCAUUGGCAGGCCUUCUCCAGCCAACAGUACUUUGACAGCCAGGGCAUGUUCAUCUCGCUCGUGUUCUCCACGCCCUUGCUGCUCAACUGCAUCAUCAUGGUGGGUCAGUGGAUGUGGACAUCUGGAACGCUCAUGAUUAGAAUCAAGCAAGCACAGCUCCGGGAAGAGAUUCGUCGGCAGCGGUCGGCAAACUCUAGUCAUUCCAAGGGGAGCAAGGACGACUGAGUGCAGUCUACACUGCUGGCCUCGUGGUGCUCAGAAAAUGGGCUGGUUGCCCGAACUAUUUCACAGCUGCACCGUCUUGCACCCACUUUCAGCCUGUCAUGUUGAGCGUCUGCAGUGUGCUGCCUCAUACAAGCACACGUGCUGUGCAGAAAGUGUGACUCUCGUUGGGACGGUGUUCACCGUUGCUGGCUACUGGAUUCGAGCUGCGAUUCAUGCUGGCAUGCCCUGUCAAGCGCAAUUCAGUUUCUAUAUUAUUGUGAAUCAGAUUUUGUUGGUUGGGUUUGUUAUUGUGGGACUUUGCUUUUCUUGCGUUUCAUUCCCUGAAAUCUCAUGUGAUAUAGUACUUGAAAGAAUUGAAGCUUCCUCUAUCUUUUAUCUAUUCUGCCAUGGAUGCUAAGCAUAGCAGUGAUGUGAACAAGCAGCUCUCCUCGUCUGUUGGAAUUCUUGCCAUCUGCAUAGCAGAACCUAGUUUAGCCACAAAUCUCUGUGACAGGCUGAUCCAAUAAGCAGCCUUUGCUUGCAUUGAACACUGUUACAUUACUAUUAAUAUAAUGAACGUGAAAGACAUUAUUCUGUUGUUUUCAUUGGUUUCCAGCAAGGCUCAAGAGAGCCCUUUCAUUCUAUUGCUGUCCUAUUUAGCACUUAAACCACUUCUGGCAUGUGUUGUGGAAAUGGGACUGCAUAACCUCAACUAAUCUGAAACCUUCCUUGUUGGCCCAUUGCUGUGUAGUGAUAACUCUAGGAACCUACUUGAUUGAAAAAUGAUAUUGGAAGGUGUGCCAGCCCGUGAGUACGUUAAGGGUACCUGAACGAUUUUUUUUUUUUUUUUUGCUUUGUUGAAUGUACAUUCCAUGGCCAGAACAUAGCGAUACUGCUGAAAAAUAUUUUGUGUAGAGCUCAUGAAUAGAAUUGGAAUUCAUCUCCCUCAGAAAGCUUUUCCUUGCGACCUGCUGUUGUAAAUCUCAUUUGUAGUCACUCUCCCCUGUCAUCACCUGACAGCAUCUUAUAGUUCCCAGCCAUUAAAUAAUUGUCUUUAUGAUGCUGGCUUUAUGUAUAACUGUACAGAAUUUCUGUGCGCUUGAUUGUUUGAACAUCACUUGUAAAAUCUGUUUAAUCGAAUGAAACUGUCUCAAAAUAAGCGAAAACACCAUUUCAAAUUACGUUGAGGAUCGUCGACUUCAGGGUGAAGACAUGUCAUCUGCUCAAUCUUACCUCUACAUGAACAAAACAAGAGUAGCACUUUUUCAUGUUGUAUGUUCACAUAGAAUCGAAAUGGUUUUUCUUUCCAGUUCAUUGUGCACAUGCACUUCUGUUGAGCUUUCCACUUUUGUCAUAAGGGGAGGCAUAAGUGCAAUGUCAGAGAUUCACUCAUUUACUUCGAGUGAGGUUGGUGGGAGCCAUAUCCAAACAUAGCUGGAAUUGCUGGGCCUUGUUUCUUGCAUUGUUUUAAUUUUGUGUCAGCAUGCUGCUGCUAGAAGUAAAACCUGGAUGGCAUGGUGCACUGAUUAGGCGGCCACUGAGAAGCACGGCUUAGUUGAUGACAAGGGCUAAAGAUCUCCCUUGCGGGUUCUUUUGUUGAAUUCUUUCUAGAGUAUUUUCUGAGAGGGUCACCAUGUUGGUUGGGUCGCCUUGCUGAAAGUGUUGUAACAGCAUAGAGGAUGAAUAUGACACGAGUGCUGAACUGCAACUACCAUUCAUUUGAACAUAUCUGUAACACACUUUAAUUACCGAACAGCACUGAUAUGCUGAUAACAUCUGUUGUUGGAGGCACUAAGAGAACGAGUUAUCCUCGAGCGAGACACAUGAUGAUGCACCUGAAGGAUGUGGAUUUCUUCUUUGCUACAUACUGGCAAUCUUGCACACUCUGUUCUGGCUUUUUAUCUUUGUGCUGCUAGAACCAAUGGUAUUUGAAGACCUCUUUAUGGGGAUGACAAAAAUGGUGCCACUUUAUACAGUGAAACGCACAGUGCGAAACUACGACGGGGACACAGGAAGGAAACACACACAGCACUGACUUUCAACCUUUCACUAUGCUACACCAACAUGCCCAAAUUCGCUCUAUUGCACUUUAUACACUCUGUCAUAUUUUUUUUUCCACUUGCUUGACACGGUACUUUAAUUUUUCUUGUGACCCAUAUAAAGGAAAAAUGGUUUUAAAACCUCACUUCCUGUCUCAUGCACAACCCUCGUGCAAAACGAAAAUCUGGAAUUAGUGAAGCUGUGCACGUUUAUGGUGAGUCCUGCUAUCAGCAGCGUGUUAGGCUAACCUUUUGAUUUGAUCUUGCUGCGCCCUGCAAUGUACGACGUUGGUUGUGUGAAAAUCCCAGCUACUCUUUGCUUUGAAUUUGCACAUUGUGUUCUGGGUGCUGCUGAAUAUGGAGGAUGCAGAAACAACCCUGGAGUGAAUCACGCCCGAAUGAUGCGUAUCAGGAAAGUGUGCAAGACAGUGCUGUGAUAUGUGACGUGCAGGCUACGAAUGAGGGUGCUUAGACUGCGUGUGUGACAAAGGGUGCUUGGCGGCUUCACUUGUUCUGUCCGGCAGUUAUCCGGUCGCUUCAUGUUCUGCCUUGCUCUGGGGAGAGAGCUCAGCUACCAACCAACACGCUGAGCCUUGUGCUGCUGCAUCAGCUGGCAGUGUUGCUGUUACUUGACGUGAAAUCAUUGGUCCAUCAUUUGGGAUUGGCUAUAACCUGCAACAAGUUAUUGUAAGUUCAUUAAAAAUUUUGUGUGACCGACUUUAGCAGCAGAGCAGACAUCGUAAACAAGCACCUGUGUGAUUAGUUGUAGCACUGUUGAAAAUACGGGAAACGUGCAAAAUUAGGCGCUCAUCCAUGUUGAAAGGAGAAUGUUUAUUGAAUACUUUAUGCGAGACAUAGUGGUCUGAAACUCACUGUUGUCAUUUUACUAAAAUUUAAGAUUUGUUACUCAUUCUACUGAAAUUUAGUAAGAUUUCCCAAGAGUGCUAGAAAUGAAAAGAAAACACAUCAUGAGGACUGUUAAAAAUAUCGAUCUACUGACAGCUUGUUUCUCACUGAAGUGGCCAGAAUGUGCCAGACCUAGUAAAAUGAGCCAAAGCCUGGUUUGCUGCAAAGCACCAGGUGAAGGUGUUAUCAUCGGCUACCAUCAAAAAUGUUGUGUCGGGGGGGAGGGGGGGGGUGGUCUUGGAGCAAGUAAGUGUGCAGAAUUUGAGAUUAAGUAUGUUUCAGAUGGUAAGACAAGGUCUAAUUGUCUCACAUGCUGCUCUGAUAUGUUGUUGCAUGUGUAAUCAUUGCAGCUAGUGAAGGAGUGCAGUAGUGCUAGAAGCAUAGUAGUGCAUAUUCUCCACAUUAAAGGCACAUUUUGCAGCUGUGCCUUUUCUAGCAGAGCUACAUUUGUGCUCACAAUCUCUGCUGCAGUCAACACAGUGUUGUUCCAUCCAGCUUGCCCAGUUGGUGCAACCCUCAGUUGAGAGCUGUAGCAUUAUUUCCUCAACAUAUUCCAUUCCAACUACCUGUUAUUAGUUGAUACUUUCUCCGAUGGACUAUCUAUGCCAUGUGUUCAGGGCAGAAAUAAGUGAUGCGGUGUGUUUAGAUGAAUUUGUAUUGUCUUUACUGCCUAGCCUCUUUACUCCUAUCUUUGGCCAGUCUUGUAGCUGUGAUAUAUCGUGUAUAUGUAGAGUAGCUUGCACAUGCUUCCUCCCUUGUGAAGCACUGAAGCAGCACACUUUUUUUUUGUUGUAGAGUGUGGGUCUUGCCCCAAAUAUAAAUGUAUAUUUUUUGUGGUA